CUCAUGCAAAAUGUGUUCAUUUGUUUCCUGUAGGUUUAUAUGGCUAGAAAAUCUGGAGCAGUUCUCCUUGAAUAUAGAGGAUUAGUUGGCUGCCAUGCUAAUGUUCCUUGUAUUUGGAGUGCUGCUUCAAGAAAUCCUGGCUAAUGUCCAAGAGGAAAAGCUUAUUGAAAUACAAAAUAUUCCAGAAGUGCCGUUAUAUAGCUACAAAAGUAUCAAUAUACCAGAAGAACAUAUUCCAUACUUUCUGCACAACAAUCAGCAUAUUGCCACAGUCUGUAAGCAGGACUCUCUUUGCCCAUAUAAAAAAUACCUGAAGAAGCUAAAAUCCUGCUGGGGCUAUGAGAGAUCCUGCAAGCCAGAAUACAGGUUUGGUUACCCGGUGUGUGAUUAUGUUGAAACAGGAUGGGCUAAUGACAUUGAGACAGCUCAGCAGAUAUUUUGGAAGCAAGCUGACUUUGGUUAUGUUAAAGAAAGGCUGGAUGAAAUGAAAACUCACUGCAAGCCUAUAACAAAGGGCGAUUCAUCUCUGGCCUGCUCACAGUACCUCCAGCAUUGUAGAGCAACAAACUUGUACAUUGAUUUAAGAGCCAUAAAGCGAAACCAUGACAGAUUCAAGGAAGACUUUCUUCCAAACGGACAAAUCGGAGGUCAUUGUAACUUAGACAGUCAAGCAUUCAUGGCUGAAGGUCAGCGCAAGAGCCCGCUGCAGUCUUGGUUUGCUGAACUCCAGACAUAUACUCCAUUAAGCUUCAGACCUAUAGAAGAUGGCAAAUGUGACAUUGUUAUUGAAAAGCCAACUUACUUCAUGAAGUUAGAUGCAGGUGUUAAUAUGUACCAUCACUUCUGUGACUUCGUCAAUCUCUAUAUCACUCAGCAUAUUAACAACUCGUUCAGCACAGAUGUCACCAUUGUCAUGUGGGACACUAGCUCGUAUGGCUAUGGCGAUUUGUUCAAUGAGACCUGGAAGGCGUUUACUGACUCUCACAUCGUACACUUGAAAACAUAUGACUCUCAAAGGGUAUGCUUUAAGGAAGCAGUGUUUUCAUUAUUGCCUCGAAUGCGAUAUGGCUUAUUUUACAAUACACCACUGAUCUCUGGCUGUCACGGUACAGGAUUAUUUAGAGCGUUUUCCCAGCAUGUGCUACACCGAUUAAAUAUCACACAAGAAGGACCCAAGGAUGGAAAAAUUCGUGUCACAAUCCUUGCACGCAGUACUGACUACAGGAAAAUAUUGAACCAGAAUGAGCUGGUGAAUGCUUUGAAAACAGUAUCGACGUUUGAGGUCAGAGUAGUAGAUUACAAGUACAAGGAACUUGAAUUUUCAGAACAAUUGAAAAUCACUCAUAACUCUGAUAUAUUCAUUGGAAUGCAUGGAGCUGGGCUUACCCAUUUACUCUUUCUGCCAGACUGGGCUGUUGUGUUUGAACUGUACAACUGUGAGGAUGAACGCUGCUACCUGGAUUUAGCAAGGCUGCGAGGCAUCCGUUACAUUACCUGGCAGAAAAAGAACAAAGUGUUCCCUCAAGAUCAGGGACACCACCCAACACUGGGAGAACACCCAAAGUUUACUAACUACUCAUUUGAUGUGGAAGAAUUUAUGUACCUGGUGCUUUUGGCUGCCGAUCAUGUAUCACAGCAUUCCAAGUGGCCAUUUAGGGUAAAACAUGAUGAAUUCUAGCUCAAAUUUCUGGUUUAAAAAAAUUACUUCAUUAAAAUGUGUUAAAAUAGAUGCAAAUCCAUGCUGGUCUAAAACAUACAAACUUCUAGGAGGGAAAAAAAAUCCCUCCCCCUCCAUCAAAAACACUCCCAUAGAUUUUUUUUAAUCUCUUUAGUUUUAAAUUUUAUUCCAGCAGUUUUUUCUUGGUGACUGCUUUUUAUCAAGAUUAUUUUUGCACUCGUUUUUGGCGUUGCUAAUUCUCGAUACUUGACUAUUUUGUAUAAAGAUUUGUCCAUUAAUUUCAUGUUAUAGUUGUCUCGUAUAAAUUGUACUCUUGUGGCAAGCUGUGCACACUUAGAGAGAGGGGGAGUGGGUUGGAUUAUGCAUGUUGUAGAAGGAUUAAUACAGAAUUACUUCUCAAGUUGGUUAUGGUAUGAAAGACGUAUGUAUAAAGUAUAAAAAGGGAAACCGUUCUCCCAUCCUGCCUCUAGUCUGGUCUUGAAGCUUCUAUGCUACAGUACUGUAUGUGUUGCAAAUAAAAUAUCUGGGUAGGAAUUGACUUCCUAUCUUUAGAUUUUAAGCCAUUUCUCUGUAAGGCACCUGUUGUCCAUAGAAAGCAUUUUCUGUUUGAUAGUGUAUACCCUAAAGGUCACAUUUACACUUGGAGGCAUUUUCCAGAUACCGGUAGUGCAUCUUGCAUUUUUAAGAAUAAAACCUAACCCUUAGACAGUAGCAAUAGUUUACAUUAAUCUUGUGGCUCUCCCUACUCCUCCAAAAAAAUAAGGUUACAAUUAUAAGAAGCACCAGCUGUGACAAACAGUCCCUGUUUGGGUUAAGUCACGUCUUACCUUCCAAACUGUAAGAAAUCUUUCUUUUUUAAUCCUAUCUUGAGAUAAUUCCAGGUAUUUCCAAUUUUUUUUCACAAAAGCGGCUUUUCUGUGGCAAAAAGCUUGACAGUCUAAACCGUAUUAUGGACACUUUCUUUGCAGAGGUUUAAGGGAGUUGCCUUUUUGCUAGCUAAAUUGAUAGGAUGCUGUAAGCCUGUCACCUACAUUGAGAGAGAACUAAAUCAUGAAAGAAACGUUAUUCUAGGCAAUACGAACCUGUUCCACAGUGGGACUCGCUUCAGUGGGUUCAGGCCCCAUAAAUGGGAGUUUCAAAAGUUCUCUGUAUUGGUCCCACGUGGCUCCCAUUCAAGUCAUGUGGUGCUUUACUGUUGCCUUCAGCAUUAGACUAGCGCUGAGUGUGGUCAGAAAUUCCACCAUCAAGGUGAAAUCAUGACCCUGUUGAAUUCAAUGGGCACUCUCAUUGACUUCAGUAAUGCCAGGUUGAUGUGUAAAAGACUUGUAUAAAUAUCUGAAGAUGGAGUUCAACAAGACAAAGGACAGAGUUUCAUGUUCUGCUGUGGAUUUUUGAGAAUGAAUUCCAUGACACUCCUGCAUUGUAAUGGUACAGUGUCUCAGCUGCCUGAGGCAGAAAAUAUAUUUGUAUGCAAAAGCAAGAAUGUGUGAUGGUAAGUGUAAAUACUUGAGUGGUAUAAUUGUGGAUAUUAUUGACUUCCAUUCUGUAACAAUCAUAGGCAAUUUCACAGAGAGUAGGCAUAUUUACUGUCCUGCCUGUAAUGGUAAAGAUAAAUUACUGUAAGUAUUACUUGCCUAUAGAUCUUUCAUGACCUUCACCGGUGAGAAAGCUAGAGAUCUAAAACAAUAUGUUAAGAUACCUGGUUCAGUUUUUAGAGUGGGACAUCGGGUAACUGACAGAUAAAGCUGUUUCACUUUACAGGAGCUGUAGAAGCAAAAUUGCACUUCUUGACAUGAAAAAUGUAAAUACAAAUAUCUGAGAAAUAGAGUUCUUGCAUUCAUAUGCUUUUACCUCAUUUUUUGAAAGAGAAAACUGUAUACAAGAAAUAUGUUAGUAAAUGUGUACUGAAAAUUUAAAAUAUUUGUCUAACAAUAACUAUGAAAUGUUCUCAGAUAUAUUUAAUAAAGUGAGAAUUUUAUAU
Pelodiscus sinensis (Chinese soft-shelled turtle) is the source of this 3659-nucleotide messenger RNA. The record is from RefSeq and is a predicted model, not a curated record. Lineage: Eukaryota; Metazoa; Chordata; Testudines; Trionychidae.